Molecule: messenger RNA, 916 nt
Organism: Portunus trituberculatus (swimming crab)
Lineage: Eukaryota; Metazoa; Arthropoda; Malacostraca; Decapoda; Portunidae
Exons: 4
Coding region: 64-609 (181 amino acids)
Source: RefSeq, a predicted model, not a curated record
AGUGAGUGUUCCGUGACGCUUUUCCCAGCUCAGAUACGAGGCAGCUACACACGGGACACCAUCAUGAUGCCGACUCGUGUUCAAGACAUACAGCAGCACCACCUGUCCGCCGCGUCAGGAUCAGGCAGAGACGGCGGCCACUAUGGAGGCGGCGGCUGUGGUGGGCUCGAGGUGUUUGCCUUCCUCGCUUUCCUGCUCGCCCUCCUCGACCUCUUCCUCGACGUGAACGAGCUGGCGGUGGACAUAGACGUCAACACCGAGAGAAGGACACGCCGGGCACAUUUCUCCUCCCCUGCAGGAUGCACGAAUGACGUGGGCGUGGCGGAGGGAAUCUGGGCAGCGGGCCGGUUGGCGAAGGGCGUGCUGAUGGCCACCACAACUACACCCACCUGUGGAAAUGCCCAUAUGUGUCAUGCAGCAGCAACAGCAGCAACAAAAGGCCCUCUGGCAGCUACUCUUACCUCGCUGGCUGGGCAGUGGCUUGCAAGGUGGCCUGCUCUCAACGGCUCCAGUCUCGGAGCCACCACCCUGCUCGCCGCCUCCACCCUCACCUGCCCUGCCAUAGAUGAUGCCUGCAUGAGUGGUGAUGGUAGAGAAGCAUUCACGUAACACACAUGUAACACCCAUACAACUGCCACGCUGCACAGUCAAUACACAUACAAUCAUAUAGCAUCUAUGCAUUACACACAUGGCUCAGAUGACACACACACACACACACACACAUAUGACCCAUGCUACACACGCAACACCCAUACAACGCCCACGUAAUCAGUGCAACACUUACACAACGCUCACGCUAAACACACAUCACCCAUCUUACACAUACAACAUCCACACAACACGCAUACAAUAUACACUACAGAUGCAACACCAAUGUAACACACUACCAAUUCAAAUACAGAAUAAGUCAACACAA